AUGGAGGAAUCACGAAGCGAUUCAGAUUCCAAUGAUAAAAGGCAGUCCAAGGAAGCAGGACUCGUCAUAUAUUUCACUCAGAUUGGAGAACCAGCAUCACUAACAGAAACAGAAGUAAGCAAAGAAGAUAAUAACGAAAAAAACAACAAUGCAAGAAUCAGCCUAAAGAGAACCGAAGAUAAAGCACUGACAAAAACAAGUGACGAUAAACAAACAGGCAAAUCAAUAAUUAACCAUGAUAUCUUUCUACCAGAAGAUAACUCUGCAGUACCAAUCGAGGAGCUCCCAACACCAAUGGAGGUUAUGCAAGAAAGAAAAAUAGAAGAAAGGAUUGAAAUGCUGAAGAUAAAUGACGAACUUGAAGAAAAACAAGUGGGACAAGUGAAGGCAGUGUUGAAGCAAGGGCGAGUCGUGUUUGCGCAAUCCAUAUAA
Molecule: messenger RNA, 432 nt
Organism: Acaulospora morrowiae
Lineage: Eukaryota; Fungi; Glomeromycota; Glomeromycetes; Diversisporales; Acaulosporaceae
Source: the annotation of a GenBank genome assembly